AUGACAAAUUAUAUGCAAAACGAAAGACUCAAGAAAUUGGAUGCGAUUGAAGGCCAGUUGUGUCAAGUGAUGGUCAGCGCCUCCCAAGCCUUCCAAGAGCUGAGUAAAGACAAGCCCAGUAUUAAACACGUGGAAACACAGACCACAGCCUUCUUGAAGGCCUUGGAAUCGGUGGACAAUGAGAUCAGUAAACAAAUCCAAUACCUGUCACGUGUCUCGACAGGUCAGGCACACGAGGGGUCCAGUUAUGCGUCGAUGAAAGUGAAUCACAUGGCGUGGCAUCGGUUGGAGCACUCGCGCACUCGACUCAACGAUCUCGACCGCCUCAGACACCAACACCUCCUCCAAUGCCAACAACACCAACAGCAGCAGCAGCUACUUCAACAACAACUACAACAACCAUAA
Molecule: messenger RNA, 405 nt
Organism: Medioppia subpectinata
Lineage: Eukaryota; Metazoa; Arthropoda; Arachnida; Sarcoptiformes; Oppiidae
Source: the annotation of a GenBank genome assembly